Spinacia oleracea (spinach) is the source of this 1350-nucleotide messenger RNA. RefSeq lists its product as uncharacterized. The transcript has 4 exons. The coding region runs from base 1 to 1350 and encodes 449 amino acids. NCBI's taxonomy places the organism in Eukaryota, Viridiplantae, Streptophyta, Magnoliopsida, Caryophyllales, Amaranthaceae. The record is from RefSeq and is a predicted model, not a curated record.
AUGAGUAGUAUAUUCAUUGUGGAAUUUAUGACUAUAAGGGGGAUUUUGUCUUUUACUUUACUGAUGUUUCUGGAUGUGCAAGAUAGGGUGAAUGGUGCUCCUGUCUCUUGGGAUGAUAUCAAGGAUUUUUCUGAGUGUGUGGGUAAAUGUCAACUGUUUGAACUCAAAAGUAGUGGGCAUUUAUAUUCUUGGCACAAAGGGGGUGAUGUCAAUAAAACAGCUAGUAGAAUAGAUAGAUGCUUUGGUAAUGGGGAUUUGAUGAGUGAAAGAGGUUCAGUUUUCUCAGAAUAUUUAAACCCUUCUUUGUCAGAUCAUAGCCCUAUUAUUAUCAAGUGUAUUUCAGAAGUUAAGGGGGUGGAAUACCAUUUAGGUUUCUUCAAUUAUUUAGUUGAUCACCUAGAGUUUCUUUCAUUGGUGGAGCGUAGUUGGAAGGAUCCUGUUGAAGGGUCUGUGAUGUUUUCAGUCUGGGAGAAAUUAAAAAGGAUUCAGCACUCAGAUGAUUCACUUUUGAGGGAGGAGCAUAAUUGUACUACAGUUCAGAGGAAAUGGCUCAAUAUUGAGGAAAUAGCCUUGAGGCAGAAGUCAAGGUUGCAGUGGUUGAACGCAGGGGAUUCAAACAAUAAGUUCUUCUUUGAUACAGUUAAGGAAAGGCAUAGGGUUAAUAGGAUCUCUAAGCUCACUGAUGACAACAACAAUAAGUUAGUGAAACCUGAUGAAAUACAAGCAGAGUUUCUUAAGUUUUAUGGAGCUCUUCUUGGUACUAGUGUUGUUGUGUUGCCAAUAAUUGAUCCUACUAUGAGAGCAAGGGCUACCUUGAUUUAUUCUGACAUAUCUUAUUUGUGUCAACCUGUGACUGAUGUUGAGAUUGACCUUGCUAUGCAGGGUAUUGAUGGGGAUAAAGCACCAGGAAUUGAUGGCUUCAAUGCUAUAUUCUUCAAAAAAACCUGGAAGGUGAUUAAAAUUGAUGUAUAUGCUAUUGUAAAGGAUUUCUUUGCUCAUAAGGCAAUGCUGGCUCAGGUGAACAGCACCACCAUUACUCUGGUGCCUAAAGUCCCUAACCCUUAUAAGGUUAAAAAGGUAGUAGGGUCUAUUGUUAGUGAUUGUCAGGCUGGGUUUAUUCCAGGUAGGCAUAUUUCUGUUAAUAUCCUGCUUGCUACUGAAUUGGUCAAGGGUUACAAUAGGAAGCAUAUUUCUCCUAGAUGUAUGAUCAAGUAUGCCUAUGACUCAAUUGAGUGGAUCUUUUUAAUGGAUGUUAUGAGAGAUCUGGGGUUUCCUGCUUUGUUUACUGAUUGGAUUUUGGCAUGCAUUUCUUCUGUCUCUUACAUUAUUCUUAUAAAUGGUAAACCUUGA